Hordeum vulgare subsp. vulgare (domesticated barley) is the source of this 1023-nucleotide messenger RNA. Its product is annotated as senescence-specific cysteine protease SAG39-like. The transcript has 2 exons. Gene Ontology annotation, molecular function: cysteine-type endopeptidase activity. The record is from RefSeq and is a predicted model, not a curated record. Gene Ontology annotation, cellular component: lysosome. NCBI's taxonomy places the organism in Eukaryota, Viridiplantae, Streptophyta, Magnoliopsida, Poales, Poaceae. Bases 1 to 1023 code for a protein of 340 amino acids.
AUGGCCAUCCCACCAAAGGCUUUGCUCUUUGCCAUCCUCAGUUGCCUCUGCCUCUGUAGUUCAGUUAUAGUGGCUCGUGAACUUAAUGAUGACUUGCCGAUUGCGGCGAGGCACGAGAGUUGGAUGGCCGGGUACGAUCGUGUAUACAAGGAUGCCACUGAAAAGGCUCAUAAACUUGAGGUUUUCAAGGCCAACGUCGAGUUCAUUGAGUCCUUCAACGCUGCGAACCACAAGUUCUAUUUGGGCGUCAAUCAAUUUGCUGACCUCACCAACGAGGAGUUCAAGACGACAAAGACUAACAAGGGAUACAAAGUGAGCUUGGAGAAGGCUCCCACAGGAUUCAUGUACGAGAACGUGACCUUGGAUGCACUUCCUGCAAUAGUAGAUUGGAGGACGAAGGGUGCGGUCACUCCCAUUAAGGAUCAGGGCCAAUGUGGUUGUUGUUGGGCAUUUUCCGCCGUUGCAGCAACUGAGGGCAUCGUCAAGCUAAAAACUGGCAAGCUUAUCUCUUUAUCGGAACAAGAGUUGGUUGAUUGUGACAUCCACGGUGUAGACCAGGGCUGUGAGGGCGGUCUCAUGGACGAUGCCUUCAAGUUCAUCAUUUCAAAUGGUGGCCUUACUGGUGAGUCUAGCUACCCAUAUACGGCAGAAGAUGGUAAGUGCAAGAGUGGAUCCAAAGAUGCCGCCACCAUCAAGAGCUAUGAGGAUGUGCCUACCAACAACGAAGGUGCUCUCAUGGCGGCUGUUGCAAACCAACCUAUUUCGGUGGCCGUUGACGGUGGUGACAGGACGUUCCAAUUUUACAAAGGUGGAGUCAUGACUGGUUCUUGUGGCACUAACCUAGACCAUGGCAUUGCAGCUAUUGGUUAUGGAAAGACGAGUGAUGGCACAAAAUAUUGGUUGUUGAAGAAUUCGUGGGGCACAACAUGGGGCGAGAACGGGUACUUAAGAAUGGAGAAGGACAUUUCUGACAAGAGAGGCAUGUGUGGUCUUGCCAUGGAGCCUUCCUACCCUACUGCAUAG